UGGUACCCCAAAUAACCUCGCUAGAAAGGUCAUAUUCACUCUUGUUGGACGCUAAAGUGAUGCAUGACCAAUUGCGACUAUUUUUUUGCCAGUCUCGGCGGUAUAAAUACUAUGCUUCGGUCUCUGGGGUUUCCUGUCCGAGAAACAACCGACCAAAGGGUUCUAGUGUGAUAAGGUUCCUCCGCUCGAGGAGAGAGACGAGGCUAGCCACAGUCACGAAAAAGCAGUCCGACCUGUCCCUCUGACAAACAACAUCUGACGACUGGACGAGUCGUACGAUUAACCACUGCACGCCUGCAGUUGCGGGCUCCAAUUUAGCUAUUUUGAAAUGACCGAAGUUCAGGCUCGUGAGCCUGGCACAGCAACGAACAGCGCCGAGUUUGCGAGCCUUCUCUCCCUGCCUUUUGCAGCGCCCAUCAUGAGCACCGAACAAGCUUCACAAUCACCUCAUAAUCCUUCUUCUCCUCCUCCUCCUCCACCACUACCUGAGUCUCAUUCACCGCCUCAACCUCAGCACCUCAGCGAUGAUGAGCAUCGAUCUAAACGUAUCAAAGUCGAGGAAGGCACUGAAGACCAGGGUGUCUCUGCUCUCCCCCCAGCCUUGAACUCGACAAAUGACCCUACCAACUUUCCCUCCUUUGAGCAAUCUCAUCACACGCCGGACGUGAAUGAAGAAGCGGACACAACACCGUUAGGCAAUGGCGAGCUGGAUAUUGCAGCACUGGCCAAUCAGGCUGCCGAGUCGGCCAUUGCAGAUCUGGGAAAGGCAAUGGAGUUGGGAAUGGCCGCCAGUGAAGCCGACAGUCACGACACAAAUCACUCUCAUAAUGAAUUUAAAUACCACACCGACAUCACUCGACCGCCUCCUUCAUCCGAGAUUGAUUUUUCUAGCGCUCCAUCUGAUCCAACAGAACUUGCGCUCUGGGUUGCAAAGCAGAUUAGCAAUAUCGGCAACGAGGAUAGAGACUCAAUGGGGUUCGACGAUGAUGCGACGCGGCGGAAGAUGCUCUCGCAUCCUCCAGCUGCUUACAACCGUCGAUUUGACGACGAUGAUGACCCGAUCAGAGCCGCAGAACGGGAGAGGGUGAGGGAGGAGAAUCGGGAAAGGAAGCAGCGUUGGCGCAAAAGUAAUUAUGAAAGAAACAAGGACAAUGACCUUCGCUGCCGCAUCAACAGACGAGCAAAGAAACUCUAUGGCAUUGGCCAGUCCCCCGAGAAGGCUGCGUGGAUGGAAUCGGAAUUCAAUAAGAGACGCACCAAACGCGAGACCAAAGAGCAGAUUCGUUCAUAUGGUAGCGAUUCGUUCACCGGCUUUUCUCUUUCACCCAAUUUUGGCAAUACUCUAUUCCCUGCGCCUGGUGUUGGACCUAACGGUGACACCAACGCCGCCGGUCUUUUGUUGGCCAAUGCCCUGCUUGGUGUUGGCAAGAAUGGGGCUGGUCCUAACAUCGAAGCUGCCAAUGCGCUCAAGGCCGCCCUUGAAGGAGGAUCUGUUGACCCGCGGCCAUUCACUGAAGCAUUACGUACCAUGGCCUCGAAUCCUGAGAUCAUGAAUGGGAUCAAUGCCGUGCUUGGGUUGAACCAGGAUGACGAGGGGGAUACUAAUAGUGGUGACGAGAAUGGCGACUCGAUCCUGCCUUCCACGGAGCAACGAGCCCUUGAUCUGUCAGAUCAGCAGCCUGUAGAAUUUGAUGACGACUCGAGCGAGAUCAUUAAAGCACUCAAUGCCGCCACAGCUAUCCUGAAUGAAAUGAACGAAUCUCAUCUAGAUCCUCCCACCAAUCGGCCACCGGAUCCAAUGCCGACGAAUGGAUUUACUGCCAUCAACGACGUGAAGCCCGAGCAGCCCGCCUCGACUGCAAAUCCAGCAGCCAGCAAUGACCACGGGCUUGAUCAGUCACAGAUUGAUGCCCUCCUUGCAUUGGCAAAUGGAGGCACACUCUCUGCCGAUCCAGACGAAAACGCAAUCAUUGACCCGCACUCGGAGCUAUCGGCGCAUGAUAAUGAUCAUUCAACCCCUCAACCUGACAGUGACAUCAGUGCCACCCUUCAGCGCAUCGUCCAACAGCUCAUGGCUGAGCAGAAUGCACCAACCACAGAAAGCACUCCCAGCACCGAUCAUGGGUAUUCGGAACCGCAUGACCCCCAUAGGCAGCCUCCCGUUGCCACAAACGGACAUCAUUUUGGUGCAAAUCCUCAAGCAAAUAACCACGCUGCGACACUCUCGACACUUUUGAACGGUGGCGGUAUGUCUAUCAAUACCGUCAUUCCUGCUGCCCAAAGCCAUGCCACUUCUCAAUUAUAUGCCCGACUUUCUAGCCGCGCUCGAUCGUCUACGCCUUCAGGAGGUGGAAUCAAUCCUGCUCACGCAAGUGCAUAUGGCAGCACUGCUCAGAUGAACCAGCGGAUGCGUGCACGCCUGAAUGCCACCAACAGGGCUCUUCCGAAUAUUCCUACUGGCACUCCCAAACCAAGUAGAUUCGGUGCUCCCCCACCUGAUACCCCUCAACGGGCAGCCGAGUCCAAGAGAAUUAAAAGUUUUGGGUUUCCUCCUCUGCCUGGCAACCGCCUGGGGCUUGCUCGAGGGACUCCACAACACUAAAGGCAGGAUAUUUGGCCCAAAAUUCGCUGAUAGCGUGGGUGACAAGGACAAAAGAAGAGUUGCAUCAAUGUGCGCUUUGAGCGAAUCGGUUUUUUCUCAGCUUCAAGAACGUCACUUUCAUGGUGCAGUCGAGUUCGCCUAUCCAAACACACAAUUUUUCUUUUCUUUUAUUUUGAAUGCAUUUCUUUUUAUGAAAUCGAGGAACAAUCGGGAAAAUACUGGCGCUUUGGACUGGGAAAUAGCAUCUUUGAAACUUUGAGCUAAUCUGGCUUUACGGAGUUGAUUGAACCGCCGCCUGACGGCUUAGCACAUUCAAAGAGCAUAGCAGAGGCGCAUUUUAGCUUUAUUUUGCUUAAUUGACUUCAUGCAUACAGCGCCCGUCCAGGGGAGCUGGAAUACAAUGGCUUUUCACUUUUUAUUGCAGCUCGGAGGCAUAGCGUUACAAUGAG
This is a messenger RNA of Xylona heveae TC161, 3051 nucleotides long. RefSeq lists its product as hypothetical. NCBI's taxonomy places the organism in Eukaryota, Fungi, Ascomycota, Xylonomycetes, Xylonales, Xylonaceae. The transcript has 3 exons. The record is from RefSeq and is a predicted model, not a curated record. Bases 329 to 2602 code for a protein of 757 amino acids.